This is a messenger RNA of Pseudocercospora fijiensis CIRAD86, 2703 nucleotides long. RefSeq lists its product as uncharacterized. The coding region runs from base 1 to 2703 and encodes 900 amino acids. The record is from RefSeq and is a predicted model, not a curated record. Lineage: Eukaryota; Fungi; Ascomycota; Dothideomycetes; Mycosphaerellales; Mycosphaerellaceae. The transcript has 3 exons.
AUGCCCGGGUCCGAAGCUGGUUCGAUUGGCGAUGAGCCACGGCCAAUCUCUACACUCAAUUCCUCCUCCACUGCCGCUGUCACCUUGGUGGACAAUGAUGAAUUCAUGACGCCGGUUCUUUCGCCCCUGGCACUGAUUGAUAGGAAGCUGCAUGCAGCGUCACAUAUUGUUCAGACUCCGGAUCGAAAGCAAUGGAUCGAUCUCGAUGUCUUAUCGCCCAAGCUCUUGCGUGAGCUGCGAAAGCAGUACGACACUCAACUGUCUGAUCAGCCACGCUCCAUGGCUAAGGGCGCUGCGAGAAUCAAGGCGUGGACUCGGCAAACAAAAAUAGGCUUUGACAUCCGUCUGAGGAGAAAGCUGAGCACAGGUCGUGAUCAAGUCACAGACAUUGUCGUUCAAGACCAAUUACCAUGGAACGAGCCGAAGGGGAUCGCCUUGCCAGAGCUGCCGAGCGAGGGCAUGUUCGAGCUCCCGGACAAUUCUCGAACAUCCGAACUGCCUUCUACACCCUUGGACUCGAACAUGGAAGAUGCUGCCGAUGAGCAAGACGUAGAGACUUUGCCAGAAUACUCGGGGCCUACUGAUCCCUCGCCUCAACUCCGGCUCCAGAUACCGUCGACGGUACUAGAUGGGGACUCUGGCAUUGAUAGUCGUUCACCAUCUGUGUCAAGCAUAGUUGCGACACCCACCGAUGGUCUCGCAGUAGAAGACUGGAUUGGACAGCUGGAUGAUGCUAGGGACAACGACGUCGAGAAGCCAGAGCUGAACGAUGGUAGACCGCGCACUGACCCAAUCGAUAUCAAAGAGCCGUCAGACCAACACGAUCAAGUGGCUGCUGACAUAGUCAAUGCACUUUUAGCCGAAAUUCGAGGCAGUUUGGCGAAAGAUGCAGCUGGUGGAGACCUGAAUUUACAAUCCGGCCAAAAUGUCGCCAAAACUUAUACGUACGAAACCGAGGCUGACGCAGUGCCAGCAAGCCCGAUCGGUGCAUCAGGUCAGACUCCUUCCCCGUGCUAUCUUCAGAAAGGUCGAAGUACCGUGAGAAUGCGCAAUAAACUCAAGAGCAAACCUCUCCAUGGCCUGGAUCCGCCGCGAUCUCAUCACGAGCCGAGACGGCCUGCUCUCCAACGACGCGCCACUGUGCCUAAGCGUGCUACGAUUGCUGACGGUCCCGAGGCAGCUUGGAAGGUGGCGCUUCAGGGCCAGAAGAAACUGAUUGGAGGGAAGCAUCCUUUGACAUGGAAGGCAAAAUAUGCGCUGGCGGAGAGCCGAAAGAACCAGCACAAGGAAUGCUCAUCUGACCUGCUUGACUCACUACGAGAAAGUGAACACCUAUCUGUCAAAAUCCUCGGGAGUGUUCAUCCGGACGUUGCUGCAUUUUCGGCCAAUCUCGAAACGCUGGCCACUUUGAUUGUGAGCGAAGAGGAUGACACUGUUGGCUCUGUCCAGGAAAUUAGCGGGUCGGAAGCCUCUACGAAUAGUUUUCAACCCGAUGAAGACGCUCCUAACACAGCGGAUAUAAUCCAGAACAACGGCUUGUCCCGUGAUAUAGUACAAGAGCAUCCAUUGUCGUCCCAUCAGGCUCCGACCAGUGGCGACGUCCAGGAACCCGAAGGCGCCCUGCCAGCUUUGCAGACCACCUUCCCGGAUAGGCCUGAGGCAAACGAUACGGACCGUCUGCGCGAGCAAUUGGCACGCGAUGCGCUCUGGAGCUCCUGGCGUCCUCCACAUAAGCCUCGAAACAAUGCACAAGCGUCGCUCGGCAUAAUCCUGGAAGCAAUGGCAAACACAGUUAAGGAGGGAAUCUCGUGGCUGCAGGAUAAUUACGGCCCGGAGCCUGAACCCAAAGACAACCACGUUCGCGUGAGAUGGACUUGCUCGUGUGGUCAACCUUUGUAUGACGAUUUCGAAGAACGAAAGCCCGGCGCAGCUAGGGAGCUCGAAGCUUACCUAAACCGACCACGAACACAUACUCCAGGAACACCUACGAGUCCAAGCAGCUCUAGUGGCACUCGCAGUUUCAGCUCGUCUUUCGGAGGUGCUCAAUCCUCUCAAACUUCCUGGUCAAGCUUUGGACAGCCUGUUCACAACUCCUGCUCAGGAGAAGAAAAGUCACAGCAAACGUUCUCCACCUCUUCACUGCCUUUUUACACACCAUAUACGCCGCUGACGGAUCCACCAUGGCUCCUGACGUGUGCUAAUGAAGCCCAACACUCCCCUAAGAUGGCACAUCUAGACAUGUCUCCACAUAAGAUCAAGAGCGAUCGAGAUUUGGCCAUUGAGCUACGAUCACACUACUCCUUUAUCAACAGACGGUGGCAGCGCUUCCUCAAACUUCGUGGCCUCAGCACCAUUAAUUUUGUCCAGUUCGAGUGUCACCAAAACCGAUUCGCUGAUAUUCGGAAGACGCCUGAUAUGCCACCAACUGGUAAGAUUGAUUAUUCCUUCGAGCCCGGAGACUUGAUCCCCCCGGUGGGCAGUCAGUACCUCUUGCAUCUGUUCAAGCAUCCAGAGGAGUACGACGGAGAAAUGAUCGCUUACCUCCGAGUGCCGAAGAAGAAGGGGAGGUUGGCCUUAGGCGUGGGCUGGGGAGUUCAUCUUGUAGAAGGCUUUAUGCCUGAUCGUGUAUGGAUGUGUGUAAAUCUAUUCUUCGCGUUCGUGGAUGGAUCCAAGCAUGCCUUGCCUAAUCAGUACGAGAUCUAG